AUGAUUGUGCGCAGCUGCGCCCGGUGCGCCUCCAGGGCCCGAGUUCUGCGGACGAAGCCCAGCAUCUCCCCCCCGCGAUAUCAAUACCGAAGCUAUGCGACACCUCACGGAGCUCCAGCACCGGCGCAUGGAACGGGAGCGGGAUUGCUGGCGCCGCUUGUCAGUGAGCUGGAUCGCAUGGCGCCGAGCUUCGAUGUUCGAGGAGAGCAGAUCCGCAUCUUGAAGACGCCGGCCGAGUUCUACGAGACGCUCAAGGACCGAAUACGGAACGCUAAGAAGAGGAUAUUCCUGUCGACUUUGUACAUUGGAAAGUCGGAAAAGGAGCUCAUCGAGACGCUGCGGGAGGCGAUGAGGCUGAACCCGGACUUGAAGCUGAGCAUUUUGACGGAUGCGCUGCGGGGGACGCGCGAGUCGCCGGCGGCUUCGUGCGCUUCGUUGCUGGCGCCGCUGGUGAAUGAGUUUGGGGCUGAUCGUGUUGAGAUCCGGAUGUAUCAUACGCCGAACUUGACGGGGUUGAGGAAGCAGUAUGUGCCGAAGAGGAUUAAUGAGGGAUGGGGGCUGCAGCACAUGAAGCUUUAUGGGGUGGAUGACGAGAUUAUCAUGUCUGGGGCAAAUUUGUCUAUGGAUUACUUUACGAAUCGACAGGAUCGCUAUCACCUUUUUUCGUCCAAGGAGGUGACUGACUAUUUCUGGGGCAUCUAUAAUGGCGUCGCAUCGUUUAGCUUCCUCGUUCAGCCGUCAAAGGAGGAGGCUGCUGGAUACACCCUCUCUUGGCCAACAACAAACUCUGCUCCCUCACCUUUAGAGAAGCCCCAGUCCGAAUUAAAGGACACCCGAGUAUACAUGCUCAGCCAGAUGUCUCAGGUCAUGAAUCCGGAUACUUCAACAGAGCUUCCGGUGUUGACGCGGAUUCUCGAAAGGUUGUCGCAGCCGGCAUAUGCUGGAUCAUCGUGGACGUUUACUGCUGGAUACUUUAACCCUGCCCCGUCAUUAACCAAGUUGCUUCUCAACACGGCUUCCAAUAGGAAUGUCGUCAUUACGGCGGCGCCAGAAGCCAAUGGCUUCUACAAGUCAAAGGGAGUUUCUGGACUUCUGCCAGAUGCCUAUGUACUUCUCGCUCGUCGUUUCCUGUAUGCCGUCCAGCAGUGUGGCCGUGAGGGAGACAUUGCCUUGAAGGAGUGGCGUCUGGGUACAACUGGCCAGCCUGGGGGCUGGACGUACCACGCAAAGGGCCUUUGGAUAACAAUGCCCGGCGAUGUGCAUCCUAGUAUGAGCAUUAUUGGCAGCUCCAACUAUACGAAGCGGAGCUACUCUCUCGAUCUCGAGGCGGGAGCUCUGAUUGUGACUCGGAACGAAACACUAAAGUCUCGGCUCGGAGAAGAACAGGGCUGGCUGCAGGAUCACGCAGCGGGAGUCACGAUGGAAGAUUUUACGAGGUUAGAGAGGAGGGUUAGUCUCAAAGUGCGGAUUGCCAUGUGGAUUGUAAAGGUUGUGGGAGGCGCCCUGUGA
Molecule: messenger RNA, 1509 nt
Organism: Trichoderma breve
Lineage: Eukaryota; Fungi; Ascomycota; Sordariomycetes; Hypocreales; Hypocreaceae
Product: PLD-like domain-containing protein
Exons: 4
Coding region: 1-1509 (502 amino acids)
Biological process (GO): cardiolipin biosynthetic process
Cellular component (GO): mitochondrion
Molecular function (GO): CDP-diacylglycerol-glycerol-3-phosphate 3-phosphatidyltransferase activity
Source: RefSeq, a predicted model, not a curated record